CUAUUUGGUACGUAAAAUUCCCAAAUUCCACAAUCCUGAAAAAUUCCUAAAACUCUCUGGCUCAUUUCACUCUGCAAUCUCUCGAUUAAUCCACACCAUCGCCGAGUUUGCUCCCCUUUAGCCAUCAAUUCUCCUCCAUUUUCUUUAUUUCUUCUGUUUCGUAGUCAAAACUUAAACUGCAACCUUAAACGGGCGAUAUAUAUAUAUUUAUUCUCCAUCACCUUGCUUCUUCUGGUAUAUGUACCACUGGAUUAUCUGUUGGAAAGUGGAUUUUCUCAUGAAAGUAGGGAGGUAGCUACCAUUUGGUAAUCAUGAUAAAGAUUGGGGAAAACCAAAAUGCAAUUAGUAAUAUGGUGGAUUGCAGAGAUGCCAUGCCUUGUAAUGAUGGAGUAAAUGAAAAUAUGGUUGAUAUUGUGGAUGAAACGGCACGUAGUAGAGAUAGUGGGAUAGUUGAUACCUCUAAAAGGGCUGUUGUCGGAUUUGAAGGGGAUGCAGAAUUUGAGCCACAUAAUGGCAUCGAAUUUGAGUCACAUGAGGCAGCAUAUUCGUUUUAUCAGGAAUAUGCCAAGUCCAUGGGAUUUACUACCUCAAUUAAAAACAGUAGGCGUUCAAAGAAAUCUAAGGAAUUUAUUGAUGCUAAAUUUGCAUGUUCGAGAUAUGGAGUCACGCCAGAAUCAGACGUGGGUAGCAGUAGAAGAUCAAGUGUGAAAAAGACAGACUGUAAAGCCAGUAUGCAUGUGAAAAGAAGGCCGGAUGGGAAGUGGAUUAUUCAUGAAUUUGUCAAGGAGCAUAAUCAUGAACUUUUGCCAGCCCUUGCUUAUCAUUUUCGAAUCUAUCGGAAUGUAAAAUUGGCUGAAAAGAACAAUAUUGACAUUCUAAAUGCUGUUAGUGAACGGACGAGAAAGAUGUAUGUUGAGAUGUCUAGACAGUCUGGUGGAUAUCAAAAUGUAAACAUGCUUCAGAGUGACGUAAAAAAUCAGUUUGAUAAGGGUAGGCACUUGGUUGUGGAUGAGGGAGAUGCCCAAAUUAUGCUGGAAUAUUUUAAGCGUAUCAAGAAGGAGAACCCUGACUUCUUCUAUGCAAUAGAUUUAAACGAGGAACAACGGUUGAGAAAUUUGUUUUGGGUUGAUGCUAAAAGCAGGAACGACUAUCCAAGUUUCAAUGACGUGGUUUCUUUUGAUACCACUUAUGUGAAAUUCAAUGAGAAAUUACCAUUUGCACCAUUUGUUGGGGUUAACCAUCACUUCCAGUCUAUGUUACUUGGAUGUGCAUUGCUUGCUGAUGAAACUAAGCCCACAUUUGUUUGGCUAAUGAAGACAUGGCUUAGAGCAAUGGGUGGACAAGCUCCCAAAGUUAUAAUUACUGACCAAGACAAAGAAUUGAAGGCUGCGGUCGAAGAGGUCUUCCCAAACACGCGCCAUUGCUUUGCUCUUUGGCAUAUUUUAGAAAAGAUUCCCAAAUCUCUAGCACAUGUAAUUGGGCCACAUGAAAACUUUUUGCCUAAAUUCAACAAAUGCAUUUUCAAAUCUUGGACUGAUGAAGAGUUUGAUAUGCGAUGGUCGAAAAUGAUAACUCGAUUUGAACUCCAAGAUGAUGAGUGGGUUCAAUCAUUGUAUGAAGACCGCAAAAGAUGGGUACCUGCUUUCAUGGACAAUGUCUUUCUUGCUGGAAUGGCUACAAGUCAGCGUUCUGAAAGUAUGAACUCCUUCUUUGAUAAAUAUAUCCAUAAGAAAAUUACUCUGAAAGAGUUUGUGAAACAGUAUGGGGCUAUUCUGCAAAAUAGAUAUGAAGAGGAAGCUGUUGCUGAUUUUGAUACCUGGCAGAAACAGCCAGCACUAAGAUCUCCAUCACCAUGGGAAAAACAGAUGUCAAUUGUUUAUACACAUGCAAUAUUCAAAAGAUUCCAAGUUGAAGUCUUGGGUGUAGUUGGUUGCCAUCCCAAAAGGGAAAAUGAAAAUCAAGGAACUAUACCGUUUAGAGUUCAAGACUGUGAAAAGAAUGAAAAUUUUAUGGUAAUAUGGAAUGAAGAAAUGUCAGAGGUUUCUUGUAGCUGUCGCCUGUUUGAAUACAAAGGUUUUCUUUGUCGGCAUGCAAUGAUUGUUCUCCAAAUGUGUGGUCGCACAAGUAUCCCUCCUCGUUAUAUAUUGAAGAGGUGGACUAAGGAUGCUAAGAGUGGGCAAUCAACAACUGAAGGAACAGACCGAGUGCAAACAAGGGUGCAACGAUACAAUGAUUUGUGCAAACACGCAAUUGAACUGAGUGAGGAAGGAUCAUUGUCUGAAGAGAGUUAUAACAUUGCUUUUUGUGUAUUGGUAGAGGCUUUGAAAAAUUGUGUCAAUGUUAACAACUCUUGUAUCAGUGCGGUAGAAUCUACUGGCCAUGCUCAAGGUCUUCGUGAAGCAGAAGAAAAAAAUCAAGGGAGUCUUGCUUCAAAAUCAAGUAAAAAAAAGAGCACAAACAGGAAACGGAAGGGGCAAUCAGAGCCAGCUCUCAUGUUUGUUGAUACCCAGGACAGCUUGCAGCCAAUGGAGAACCUGAGCUCAGAUGGGAUAACUCUUAAUGGCUACUAUGGUGCACAACAGAAUGUGCAAGGACUGGUACAGUUAAACUUGAUGGAACCACCUCAUGAUGGUUAUUAUGUUAAUCAGCAAAGCAUGCAGGGUCUUGGACAGUUGAACUCUAUGGCACCCGGCCAUGACAGUUUUUUUGGCACUCAACAAAGCAUGCAUGGUCUGGGACAAUUGGAUUAUCGGCCUUCAGCUAGUUUCACUUAUGCUUUGCAGGAUGAGUCCCAAUUGAGGUCAACACAAUUGCAUGGUGGUGUCUCAAGACAUCCAUGAUGAAGAGAACGUUAUGGUACCUGGACUUGCCUCUUGGGACAUUUGACAUUAGAGUCGGGGGGCUGUAUAUAAUAAUAGGAAAAUUGAAUCCACAAUACAGUAUAUUCUCUGUUAUUCACUUCUGCUAAUUUCGUCGAACUCUAAACUAAAAUAUAAGGCAUCCCACAGUUUCCUAUGGGACAUUGUGGGCUGAAAUUUGGGUUGCUUUUGUCUUUGCUAAUUCUGAUAUGCUUCUGCCUAAACGUUCUGGAGAACUAAAGCACGACUUGCAUUUUUACUUGUCGCUUUUAACAGCAAUGACAAUGAUUUGAGAGCAAUUGGAGCAGGCUGGAUUCUUUUCCUAAA
Messenger RNA from Gossypium raimondii (Peruvian cotton), 3185 nucleotides. Its product is annotated as protein FAR-RED IMPAIRED RESPONSE 1. The transcript is spliced from 8 exons. Gene Ontology annotation, biological process: regulation of DNA-templated transcription. NCBI's taxonomy places the organism in Eukaryota, Viridiplantae, Streptophyta, Magnoliopsida, Malvales, Malvaceae. Gene Ontology annotation, molecular function: zinc ion binding. The record is from RefSeq and is a predicted model, not a curated record. The coding region runs from base 312 to 2840 and encodes 842 amino acids.